Molecule: messenger RNA, 1035 nt
Organism: Carica papaya (papaya)
Lineage: Eukaryota; Viridiplantae; Streptophyta; Magnoliopsida; Brassicales; Caricaceae
Product: mitogen-activated protein kinase kinase kinase 20-like
Biological process (GO): protein phosphorylation; signal transduction
Molecular function (GO): ATP binding; protein kinase activity
Source: RefSeq, a predicted model, not a curated record
AUGGGUGCCUUCGAAAUUCUAACACCCUGGAAAAACAAAACGCAGCCGUUUCUAAAACAGGCUUCUUUAAAACAAAACGCACCGUUUUUAGUCGCCACCGGGCAAUUCAUGCCAUUAACCCGACCUGCGCAGCAAAUCUUCAUCAGAUUGCUCGGUCAAGGUACUCACGGGGUAGUGCAUCUCGCCGUCAAAAGUAACGCCGGCAAUCCCCAGUAUGUCGCCGUCAAUUCUUCCUCUUUAUCCAAGUGCAGCUCACUCGUCAAGGAGAAUCGCGUUCUCUCUAAAUUCACUGGGUACCCGAACGUGAUUCAGUGGUAUGGGAAUGAGCUGAGCACGGACGCAAAUGGUUUCCAGGUUUACAGGUUGAUUCUCGAAUACGCACCGCACGGCACUCUUCUCGACUUGAUAAGAACCUGCGCCGGCAUAGUACCCGAACCCAUUGUCCGGUCAUUCAACCGGAUGAUUCUCGAAGGGCUCGCUUGCAUUCACGACAAGGGUGGUUUUGUCCACUGCGAUCUUAAGCCAGAGAAUAUUCUUGUCUUCCCUCCAGUCGAUGGGAAUUCGCUGUGCCAUCUCAAGAUUGCUGAUUUCGGGUUGUCAAAGGAGCCUGGAGAAGAGGAGUUGGAGGCUGCGGUCGGCGUGAGUUGGAAGUUUAAUUUCAGGGGAACUCCAAUGUACAUGUCGCCGGAUUCUUUGAAGAACGGAAGCAUAACGCCGUCGCUUGAUAUCUGGUCUCUUGGGUGCGUUGUCAUGAAGAUGCUCAGUAAUAGAGCGCCGUGGAAUCAUCUAGACCUUGAAAAUCUUUUUCUGCAACUCGUUCGUACAGUUGAACCGCCGGCGGUACCGGAAAACCUGUCGGAGAUGGCGAAAGAUUUCUUGAGCAGGUGUUUCUUGAUGGACCCUGAUGAGAGGUGGACUGCCAACAUGCUUCUCCUCCAUCCUUUCGUGUAUCCCAAUAUGAUGAAUUUUGGUGAUGGAGAGAUGGUGUCAGGAGAUUCUUCGAGAAGUGGUCGAGUUUACAUAAAGAUUACUUAG